UCAGAAAGGACAGUAUGGCCUAAUCUCUCUCUCAUUUCCAUUCUCUCUAUUAAUAACAACCAUAGCCCACUUCUUUCUCCCAUGCACUUGUCCUCUUCAAUUCAACCCACUCCCUCACUUCUCUUCUCCUCUCCUUCAUAUUCAUAUCAACAAAACACUACAAAAUAAACAUAUAACCACUUUUAUUUAUUUCUCUCUUAAAUACUCUCUCCCUAUACUCUCUUCAUUUUCUUCUCUCUGACAACCAACCAACCAAUUCCACUACAAAUUAUAAGGUUGUUGUUAUAUACCAAUAAACAUCAUCAAGUAUAUAACUAUUUCUGACACAUAGUUACUAAAACCUUAAUACAACAAUGUCUAGCAGAAGAUCUCGUUCUAGACAAUCUGGUGCUUCCUCUGAGAUCACUGAUGCUCAAAUCACUGAUCUCAUCUCCAAGUUACAACAACUCAUCCCCGAACUUCGCGCUAGCCGCUCCAACAAGGUUUCAGCUUCUAAGGUAUUGCAAGAGACUUGCAACUACAUAAAAAACUUGCAUAGAGAAGUUGAUGAUUUAAGUGAAAGAUUGUCACAACUUUUGGCAACUACAGAUUCCAACAGUGCUCAAGCAGCUAUUAUUAGGAGCUUACUUAUGUAAUAGUGUCUAGUUAUAUAUCUAUAUAUUAUAUAACUAUACUACUAUUACUACUACUACUACUCUUGAAUUUGUUUGUAUUGUGCAUGUCCUUUUCUCACUUUAUUGUUAUUCUCUUAUGAGUAGGGCUUAAUUUGGUUUGUAGACCAAGGAAAAAAAGGGCUAUAUACUAUAUAACCUUUGUUAGUCCUUGAUUAAAUUAGUUUGUGACACUUAAUUUCUAGUGAGAUUAUAUGAUCAUUAUCAUUAUCAUUA
Messenger RNA from Vicia villosa (hairy vetch), 887 nucleotides. RefSeq names its product transcription factor PRE6. Bases 354 to 635 code for a protein of 93 amino acids. The transcript has 2 exons. Gene Ontology annotation, molecular function: protein dimerization activity. Gene Ontology annotation, biological process: regulation of DNA-templated transcription; regulation of growth. Lineage: Eukaryota; Viridiplantae; Streptophyta; Magnoliopsida; Fabales; Fabaceae. The record is from RefSeq and is a predicted model, not a curated record.